GUAACGAAUAUGGCUGCCUGUCAGUCGUCACAAUAGUUUUUCAGACAGCUUUUGAUAAUUUAUUUCUGAUCGACUUCAUUUUAUGUGUAAGAUAUCAUCAAAAAACAUAAUUUUUUGAAGCAUUAUAGGUAAACGCCAAGGAUGACUAACUGGGGAGGAGGUCAGGCCCCAGGGUUGGGACAGGUUCAACAGGCCCCAGGGUCCGGACAAGUCCAGUUCUUUGAUCCAACAGCCUUCCAGAACACCCCUGCCUCCAGCCAGCAAUCGUUCCAACAACAGGGUGGUGUAGGUCAGCAAGCUUUUGCUGGACAGAACCACCAGGUGAAUGCUGAUAACCAGGAAAGCAGUGAAGGAUGGAGCUCCUGGGGUGCGUGGGACCCAGGUGCAAACCCAUAUGCUCAGGAAUUCUCUGGCCAGCCAGACCCUGCGGGCAAAGACCAGUCUCAGUCUGGGGCCUCAGAGUAUCCUACAGCAACAGCUGGGGACCAGCAGCAGUGGUAUGGCCAGAAUCAGUGGAGCCAACCACAGGACAAUAGUGUUAGUGGGAACCAGUGGGAACAGAAUGGCUACAUUUGGGACCAAAACAGUAGUCAGUGGGUCAUAAAACAAGGUGAUUACGGUGCUGGGGGAGAGCAGAAUCAGUAUGCUGGUUAUAAUAACUAUUGGGGUGGACAGAAUGGAAAUGACAGUGAAGGUCAUAAUAACCUUGUUCAGCAUGGUAAUGUGCAGAAUGUAGCUGGUGGAUCUGUCAAUUUUUAUGACCCUAAUGUGCAGUAUAAUCAGCAAACCAACCCACCAAUGAAUAACUCUGGAGUUCCAUUUUCUGAUGUUUCCCAGAGUGAUGCUAAUUCUAGUGAUCAGAGACCUCAUAAUGAACUGGACAAUUCACUCUCUACAGAAGAGGAAAGUCAAAGUACAGCUCCAUCUCUGGGUAACAUUGAGGGUGGAGUGACAGAUGUCUCAUAUAACAAUGAAGACUAUGAUGAGGAUAGUGAUGAUUCUGAUGAAUCAGAGGAAGAACUAUCAGAGUCCCAUGUAGGGUCAAGCAGUAAUCAUAGUGCCGGUGCUACUUUUGAAAAUGAAAAUGAGCAAAACAAGAAAGAAAGUCACGGUUUUAAUUAUAAUCAGGAACAUAUACAAUCUGGUGAAAAUAGCAAUUUUCUUGGUGUAGGUUUACCUGAAAGUGUUAACAAUCAAAUGCAGUUAUUAAGAAUACAAGAUAAUGUUGUGUCUCAACCUAGUGGUCAAAUUCCCGUGGAUAUUAAUUCCAGUAUUCCCAUGUAUUCUGGUCAAAUGCCUUUUGAUCCACAUGCUCAGUAUCAGCAAGAUGUUCCAAUGUAUCAAAAUACCCAAGUAAUGUCAAACCUUCCACCAUCUGUACCUUCAACUGGGGAGAGUUUGCUGAAUGUUCCUCCUUCUGCAGAGAGUGGUGGUUCCUGGCCUCCAACACAGGAGAGUUACUCAAAAGAAAGCAUUGAAGAGCAACCUGAGAGUCAACCACAAGCAACAACUACGCCAACCUUCAGUGACUGGGAACUAGUGCCAAACAGUGAAGUUGAGCAACCACUAGCUGCACAACUGGAAACGCCUCCUGUAGCACAAUUGGAAACACCUCAUGUAGCACAAUUGGAAAUGCCUCCUUCAAGUGUUCACAGUAGAAAUGCCUCCAUUGAUAACAAUGUGAAGUUCUUUAUCAGUUCAAACAAUAGCUCGGCUAGAGGGUCGCCUUCUAGCACUGGAAAAGCCACUGAGGAUGACCUUCUACAGGAGCAUGAAAAUAAAGUGACCAAUCCUCGCAUUCAGAAACCUGUAAACAAAGAAAUACAUGACAAUAUUGCCAAAUCCGAAGUUGCUCAAAUAAGUGCGCCUCCUCCUCCAAUGGCAGGCAGUGGGCCAAAGGGAGGUAACCCAUUCAGGAAAGGUAAACUUGAAGUUGGUCAGGAAGAUGUCAGUCUUCUGUCUUCAACCCAGCUUGAUGUCACCAAGCCAAACUAUGAGAAUAGCCCUGUGGUGUUAAAUCAGUCAAUAUCACCUAUAAUGGGACACAUAGACCAAAACAAGAUGAGAGACCAAUCUGAGAGUCCUGAUUUAAAUGAUGAUAAACCUCAAGGAAAUAUAACAGAUACACCUGUCUCAUCACAGUCAAAGAAAACCAUUGGAAAUGUCAAACAAAGCCCUAUUAUGCCAAGAAAGGAAAGUGCCUUCCAGCCUCUAAAACAAGAAGGUAAAAACAAACCAGUCAAGGCUUCCCAUGAAAUUCCCGGAAUAGCUGAACAGGAACAGAAGUCAAGGCCAAACACUGGAAAACCUUCAAGUGGGGAGAGAAGAGGGAGAUAUUCACCUGAUAUGGACAAUGGUAGAGGUCGAAGAACACCAGAAUGGGAAAGUCAAGAUAGGCAGGCAGAAAGGAAAGGAGGUUCAGAAUAUGAUAAAAAAUAUGGAAGAAGAACACCUGACUGGGAUUCUUCACAACGCAAAGGAGGUCGGAGAAGCCCUGAUAGAGAAAAGGACCGGUAUGGGCGGAGUUCUGAUGGGGACAAGCUGACCUCCAGACCCCCGGCUGGGCCCUACGGUGGGGACAAGGAAAGGGAUCGGCCUUCCAGGUCCCGGCAAUCAGCAUUCCAUCAUAUACAUGUGAGCAGAGGCAAGAAUAAUGUGUCACCAGCUGCCUCCCUGCUUGACGUUGCUGAUGCCCCAGCUAUGCCAAAUAUACUGUUAAUGCCUGUAGCAUCAGCUGCUGGGACUGGAAAUAAUACAAAUGUCAGUGAGGCAAAUGCUCCAUUAGAGCUCAACCCUAUUGUUUCUCUGAUCAGUUCCAUGAGUGAGCAUAUCAAGUCAGAUGACGUUGAAGAUGGUAAAGAUAACAGUCAUUCGAGGAAGAAAGAUGAUGAUGAUAGAGACAAAAGUAGAAAGGAUAAAGAAAGAUAUAGAGAUAAAGACUCUAGUGAGCGGGAACGUUACAGGGAUGAUCGUGAUUAUAGAGACUCUAGGGACCGUGAUAGAUAUCGUGAUAGAGAUCGGGACAGGGACGGUAUCCGUGGAAACCAUUCAUAUGACAGUUUGCGUGAUAGAAACUUGAAGGAUUCAAGAGCCACAUCACGAGAACAGUUGAGUAUGUAUGACUCGAGGACUUCUCUGGAUCAGGAUGAUUCACGAGACCGAGGAAAGCGCGUGGAUAGCAAGGAACGCAGAUACAGAGACGACCAUGAUAAAUACAGGGACCGAGAUCGACCAUCCAGUCGUGGAUCGAUACUGGACAGUAGUAGUAGACGAGACUAUCGUGAUCGGGACAGGGACCGGGAUCGAGAGUACUACAGGAGAGAUCGAUAUGAUCGCGACAGGCCCAAGUCCAGACAAGGUGAGCGAGACCGACCAGUGUCACGCAUCGCCGACUCAGAGAGACCUCGUUCUAGGAACGAUUAUGACAAAGACUACAGGGACAGGACCAGAGUUUCAGGGUAUGACUAUGAUGAAUACUAUCGGCGUGCUCCCCGGGAGUACUAUGACCAACGUUACUAUGACUACUACUAUGGCACCUAUGACCAGAGUUACUAUGGCGACCAGAGCUACUAUCAGGAUGUUCCAAGGUACCCUGACCCCUACCAGCGUCGACCCCGCACGGGGACACCAGGGUCUCUUUCGGAUGGGGGAGAGGAAAUCACUAGUCUAGCAGAAAAGAACAAAACACCCGAUGUGAAAUCUGAUAAAAAGAAGAGAUUUGACUACCCACCAGAAAUUUACGACUACUCGCGGAGCGGGUACGAGGACUACUAUGGUUACGAGCAGAAUGGCUACAGAUGGGACCCCCAUGUCUCUGCUUGGGUGGAGACCACAACUGAGGUGAUACCCCAAAGACAGACCCCUGAGAAAUUCAUGAUACCUCACAUGAGGGCCUGUUUUGGUCCAAAUGGUCAACUUGUCAAGGUGCUACCCAACCGGCCAGCCGAUGGUCAGCCCGCCACAGUGGAGAUACACAGUGUACAGACAUUGCUGGACGGGAAUGAGGAAGCCGAGGAGUUAGAGGAGUAUCCUGGUCCCCUUGUCAGGGGUGACACCCACAAAAACGAUGUGCUGAACUUCUGCCAACAGAAGGCCAAAAUGUGUGUGGAAAACAUGGACCUCCAGGACCGCGAUUCUGCGGAGCUCAUCUGGAGGUUCCUUGAACUGCUUAUAAAACAAAACGGGACUGUAGUGGGCACAGACAUAGCUGACCUUAUACUUCAAGGCCACGAGCCAACAACCCUUGAGUACCGACGCUCAGGUAUGAAGAUCACGCCGAGUGCGGACGCACUGGAUGCCGACGAUGGGGAAAGUGAGGACUCCUCGCGUUUGUCAAGGGGCACUACUCCUGUAGACCGAGCCCUCGUUAAUAAAGGGAGAUCAGUGGAGGAGUGCACAGACAGGUUCAGGCACCUGCUCAUGUAUGGCAGGAAGAAGGAUGCGUUAGACUGGGCCAUGAAAAAUAACCUUUGGGGCCACGCCUUGUUCCUGGCUAGCAAAAUGAACCACACCGCACACGCCAACGUUAUGAUGAGGUUUGCCAAUGUGGCCAUGAGGAUGAAUGACCCCCUACAGACCGUGUACCAGUUGAUGUCCGGGAGGCAGCCUGCGGCCGUCACUUGUGUGACAGAGGAGCGUUGGGGAGACUGGCGGCCCCACCUUGCCAUGAUUCUCUCAAACAACACGGCUAAACCCGACCUGGACAGGAAAUGCAUCAUGACACUUGGAGAUACGCUAGCAUCCAAGGGUUUUCUGCAUGCAAGCCACUUCUGUUACCUGAUGUCCCAGAUCUCCUUUGGCUCAUUCAACAAGAAGUCGUCUAAGAUCGUGCUGAUUGGCUCCAGUCACGGCUUGCCCCUCGAGUACUUUGCCACUAAUGAGGCCAUACAGUGUACCGAGAUAUAUGAGUACGCUCGCUCUCUCGCUAACACCUGGCUCAACCUGAAUAACUUCCAGACCUUCAAGUUCCUGUAUGCUACCAGGCUGGCAGAUUAUGGAUAUGCUCAAGAUGCUCUGCAAUACUGUGAGGUGAUCUCUCGACAAGUGAACACCAACCCUGUCUUCUAUACCCAUGUUCUAGUCAAACUCCUAUAUGAUCUAUCUAGCCAGCUAAAGUUUAGUGACCCGCAAUUGGAGGAGUCAGAAGAUGAGCAGGAUCCUGAUUGGUUGAGGAGCCUCCAUACAACACUUGUGCAAUUUGAGGAGGGUGCAAUACAGUCCCAUUCUGGCACAGUCACCCCGGCGUACCUGGGGGGCCGGACUACAGCCAGCAGUGACAGUGGGGAGGUUGGAAUGUACAUGCAGCAGCCAGACCAACAAGGGCAGGGCAUGUUAUACUUGAACUCGACCAGUGGAGUGUACAGCCAGGAUUCCCAGUAUCAACACCAGUCUGGGUAUGAGGGCAGUCAGGAGUCACAGUAUCAACACCAGCCCGGGUAUGAGGGCCACACCCAGGCCUACCAGGCCCCAGACGGUAGCCACCAGAACCACUUUGACCAGGGGCAGGUAACUCAGGGCACAGGUCAGGAAGGUCAGACUAUGGACACAACUGGGUACUACCAGCAGCCAGGGGCAGAUAACCAGUACCAAUAUCAGCAGGAUCCAUCGUUCCAGCACCAAGAGGCAGAUGGUGCCAACUAUGGUCAGACUCAAUGGCAGGACCACCAGGCUUUGACCAAUCACAGUACAGGAACUGAACCUACCAAUGAGGAGCAGGCACCGACAGAAGUAGCCAAUCAGCAGCAGGCAGAGCCCACACAUCCAGAAUAUGCCAACACUGGAGAAUACCAUAAUUAUGUGCCGAAUCACUGGUCACAUGGUCAUCAAAGGGGACAACCAAACUUCCCUGCGGAUGUGAACCUCGGGGAAAGUCAGACAUCAGCAGUUUCAGGCCAGUCCACACAGUCAGGAAUGUCGAACAAGCGGAACAGUAUAGCGUCUGAAUCCAGUGUCACUCCAGAUGAGGGUGAAGAUCAUACAGACAGUAAUGCAGGCUAUGUCCAACAGCCGAGUAUAUUUGACCUGCAGCCUGCUGGGGGCCGUAUUGUUGCCCCCAAACUCAGGCCCCGUACCAUCUCAGAAAGUAGUACUGGGAGUGGGCCAAGAGACAGACAUCCGUCUGGACCUGGGUCUAAGUCACAGAAGACAGCUGACAAUGGGAAAGACCCUGGACUGGGAGGCAAACAAAAGGCCAGUGGAGGUGGUCUGCUGUCCAAGAUUGGAGGGCUUUUCUCCCGGAAAAAUGAAAUGAAGUUACCUGAUGAUAAAGAACCAUCGAUUGUAUGGGACCCAAACAAGAAGCGCUGGGUGGACAAGAACGCUGAUGAAGUAGAGGAGGCCCCUGCCCUCCCACCCCCUAAAGACCAUGAGCUUUCCACACCAGGGCCCCAGCCUCAAAGUCAGCCCACCAAUCCAGGCCCAGCAGCUCCAGGCCCCGCCCCAACCCCCUCUAACAUACCGUCUGGGGGUAACAAGUUCUCCAGGAAAAACUCGAAGGGUUUUGGAGCACGGAAGCAGUAUGUAGAUGUGCUGAACCCGAACCCAGGAAACUCUACAAAUGUUCCCAGCAGCCUCUUCCACACAUUACCAAACUCCAAAUCAGCUCCCGCCAUAUUCAACCCCAUGUCUCUGAAUGAUGGUUCAUCCGAGUCCCAAGACUCGAUUCCUGAAGAGGAAAGUAGCUCAGGGGCAGAUUACACCAACCAACAGGCAAAACCAGCUGGACACCAGCAGUUAGCUCCCGUGCAAGAAAAUCUAUCUAGAGCCAGUUCAGGGAGCUCUCUAUCGCGAGAGGUUCAGAAAAUUAUGAAGGUUCCCUCAGAGCCGGACACUAAUAGUGGGGGCGGCUCUUCCAUGCCGGCGAUGUUCAACCCAACCCAGUUUCAGCCAGCCAAUCAGGCGUUCAAGCAACCGGCACCGCCUGCCCCUGGCCACAGGCUCUCUAGUAGACGAGUCUACCCAAAACGCUAAUAUUGGAGUGGGGAGGGGCACAGUGAUAAGGGGGUGGUGAAUGUCUUUGAAGGAAGGGAUGGUGUAGUUUGAAUGCAAGGCGGCAAGGUUGCGGCAAUGACAUUUCUGAAAACACAUGUUUUAUACUAGAAAAAGUGUUGUAAAAUGCAAAUGUUCGGAGGGAAAGAUUGUGUUAGACCGACUUUGUUAAUGGACAGACGAGCUAGUGAUGGUACAAUGCAUGUUAAACCAGAUUCUGUGUCUGUGUUUGUAGAAAAGAUGGCAUUAUUAGAUACAAAAUUAUGCAUAUAGAAACAAGGGCUUAAGGUGUGGAAUAUUUGGUUUGGUGAAUAGAAAUAGUAAACUAGUACAGCUGCUCACCCAGUGUUCAUUUCUCAUGUCUUGUGUUAAAACAAGUUCAUAUUCGCAGUUAUACUGGCAAACUCUACCCUUUUAAGAGGAUUUUACUCCAUUUGGAAAUAACUCACAUUCUGUUUAAGAAGACAGUUCGGUAAUGGUUAUUUUCAGUGAGGAAUAGGACAACAUAACAUUAGCAAUGAUUUUAUUAUGUCUCCCCCUCUCUGGGGGAGACAUAUUGUUUUUGCCCUGUCCGUCAGUCCGGUAGUCCGGUAGUCCGUCAGUCCGUCAGUCCGUCCGUACGUCACACUUCGUUUCCGAUCGAUAACUGGAAAACCGCAUGACCUAGGAUCACCAAACUUGGUAGGGAGGUUGGUCAUGAGGUGUAGAAGAUCCCUAUUGUUUUUGGGGUCACUAGGUCAAAGGUCAAGGUCGCGGCGACCCCCAAUGUAAAAAACAUUUCCGCUCAAUAUCUUGACAAUGGUUUGACCUAGGUUCACCAAACUUGGUAGGGAGGUUGGUCAUGAGGUGUAGAAGAUCCCUAUUGUUUUUGGGGUCCCUAGGUCAAAGGUCAAGGUCGCGGCGACCCCCAAUGUAAAAAACAUUUCCGCUCAAUAUCUUGAGAAUGGUUUGACCUAGGUUCACCAAACUUGGUAGGGAGGUUGGUCGUGAGGUGUAGAGGAUCCCUAUUGUUUUUGGGGUCACUAGGUCAAAGGUCAAGGUCGCGGCGACCCCCAAUGUAAAAAACAUUUCCGCUCAAUAUCUUGAGAAUGGUUUGACCUAGGUUCACCAAACUUGGUAGGGAGGUUGGUCGUGAGGUGUAGAGGAUCCCUAUUGUUUUUGGGGUCACUAGGUCAAAGGUCAAGGUCGCGGCGACCCCCAAUGUAAAAAACAUUUCCGCUCAAUAUCUUGAGAAUGGUUUGACCUAGGUUCACCAAACUUGGUAGGGAGGUUGGUCGUGAGGUGUAGAGGAUCCCUAUUGUUUUUGGGGUCACUAGGUCAAAGGUCAAGGUCGCGGCGACCCCCAAUAUAAAAAACAUUUCUGCUCAAAAUCUUGAGAACGGUUUGACCUAGGUUCACCAAACUUGGUAGGGAGGUUGGUCAUGAGGUGUAGAAGAUCCCUAUUGUUUUUGGGGUCACUAGGUCAAAGGUCAAGGUCGCGGCGACCCCCAAUGUAAAAAACAUUUCCGCUCAAUAUCUUGAGAAUGGUUUGACCUAGGUUCACCAAACUUGGUAGGGAGGUUGAUCAUGAGGUUUAGAAAACUCCUAUAUUUUGGGGGGUCACAAGGUCAAAGGUCAACGUCGCUGUGACCUCUAAUGUAAAAAAAUAUUUCCGUGCAAUAUCAGGAGAAUGCUUUGAUCUAGGUUCACCAAACUUUGAAGUGAGGUUGGUCAUGAUGUCUAGUUGAUUUUGCAAUCAGUUGGUCAAAGGUCAAGGUCACUGACCUUGAGGUGAAGAACCGGUUUCUGCUCAAUAACUCAAGAACGUUUACACCCAGGAACUUCAUACUUGGUAUGCCAGUUAGUCAUGACUAGUUGAUGGCCCCUAUUGAUUUUGGGAUCCAUCAUUGAUUAUUUCUCACCUACGACCACACAAUGGGGGAGACAUGCGCUUUUUCAAAAAAGCAAUCUCUAGUUGCUAUCAAAUAUUAUCCGGUAUUGAUGUGGUGAAAUCUUUGGUAUUGCCUUUAGAUAAAACAUGCAAUUUAUGGAUACAAAUAUCCGGUAUAAGUUUGCAAAUCCAGUUUGCUUGCAAACUUAGUUUUUUUAUUAUCUUAGAUAUCAACUUCAAAAGCGACACAUAGAAAGUUUGCCCAUUGCCAUGUCAUGAUAUUAUUGCUCAUUAAUUUAAUAUUGUAGAUUAUUCAAGAAAAUAACAUUGCAAGAUGUUACCUGAUUUCGAGUAUUACAUCGGUGUUUUCACUUGUGACGUUGUGUGCAAUCUAAAACAGUGAUCUUAUAUACAACUGCGUCAGAUUUGCGAAUAAGAUAAUAAAAAAACUAAGUUUGCAAGUAAACCAGAUUUGCAAACUUAUACCGGAUGCUGUUUUAAUACAAUUAUAGAUAAUUAUUGGGGCUGCUUUGUAGUUACAUAUACAUAACUUCUAGGAGCACAGUGUUAUUAUUUUGGGUUUAACCUUAUUCUAGUCCACAUUAGGGUUAGUAUUUCGUUUGUUGUGGCGGGACAAAAUGAUAUGUCAUACCAUUGUCAUAGAUUUGAAAUCACGAAAGUAAUGUGUUUGUAUGAUAAAAGCAAUGUUUGGAUGUAAAUGUCAUUUCCCUUGUUUUUAAUCAUGUAUUUGAAUGAUUAAGAAAAAUGUUUGUAUAGAUGGAGAAACUAGAAUUGUUGACAAUUCUCCACCGUAAACACGGUUGUAAUGUUUCAUAAGAAAUUGUUGUAGUAGCUGAUAGGCAUAACAGUGCAAUUUGUUCAGAUUUGAUAUUUUAAUUAUUCACUAUGUACAUGCAUACCAUUAUAUUUUGCUUGGAUAAUUCUAUUUUAGUCUUCAUUUCUUUAAAGUUUUAAUAUACAUGUACAUUGUACAUGGAUAUUGCAAUUUUAAAAACAUGUGACUAUUUUAUAAUGAAGUAAUUUAUUGAUGAUGAAAUAAAGAUUGUUCAUACAGGUAUAGUGAAUGUUGCUUGUGUGUAUUGACAUGUAUUUCUGCACUUGUUACAUUCCCAUUCCUUUGUUUCAUUCUAACACCUGUUAACUGUCUUUUUUUGGUGUUGCCUCCGAAAUAUGAUCUACACAUAGGGAUGACUUUGUCUGGGGUCAUCUGUGUCAUGGAUAACUUUGUCUGGGGUCAUCUGUGUCAUGGAUAACUUUGUCUGGGGUCAUCUGUGUCAUGGAUAACUUUGUCUGGGGUCAUCUGUGUCACAGAUGACUUUGUCGGGGGUCAUUUGUGUCAUGGAUGACUUUCUCUGGGGUUGUCGUGUGUCACAUUACGUUCCAAUUUAUUACUUUUAAAUGACUUAAGUCAUUAUCAGUAGAUGAGCCUUAUUGAUUUUAGGUAAAUAGAGCAAAGUUUACAACCAUGGUGACCUCUACAUGAAAAAAAUGAGCACUCUGACAGAUGAUACAUCAGAUUUGGGGAAUUCUAGUUUUAUUAAAAUUGGAAAGUAAUCAUAGCAUUAGCCAUGGGAACACUGACAAUUUGAAUGUUUUAACGUUUUGGAUGAAUUUAGAAUUGUUAUGGAAUUUUUAAACAAAAAUUACUUAACUGUAUGAUAGGGUUCAGAAUAUUUUCCAGAAUACAACAUAAAGUGCUGAAAGUAAUGAAUAAAUGAUGCCAUAACUAUUAAACACACUGUGUAGUUUCAAAUAUGUUGUUAUUAUUUUACAGAUAGGAUAUUUAUUGCAGAAUAUUUAUUGCAUUACAUGCUGUUAUUUAUUUGAAUUUGAGAAACUUUAUUUAUCUUCUUCUUAUUUGUAAGAAAAAGUGUACUUUAUUUGUUGAUGUAUCACAUUUAAGUGAAAACGAUGUCUGUCUGGGUGUUGAGAUAAAUAUAUUCAUAAACAGAAUUUGGAUUGAGUUCAAUGUGUAAACAAUGUAAGUACCAGUACUGUGUUGGAUAGGUUAUUUUCUUUAUUAAGUCGAUCAUGAUAUGUGGCAAUUAACUUUAAAAAGAAAAUUAUGACCGAUUAUUAUAUAGAAUAAAGGAAUAGGUUUUCGGUUUUGAUGCUCAUCAUUAUACUUGACCAUCAUUUGAUAAAAGUUUAAAAGGAAAUUCUUAUUUAAAUUUAAAAUAAAAGUAUGUUGAAACUGCUAUUGUUGGCUUGGCUGCAUUGUCUGUCAUCAUGCAAAAACUUUACCAUAACUCAAAAACUGUUAAACUUUGUGCACAAGUUGCAAGAAACAGGUAUAGCAAGGUCCUUAACUCUGACUUUGAUAAAUGUAGAGUUCUGCCCAUUGUUUGACUGAAAAACAACAGUUAUAGACGAGCAUUAAUGUAUUCUCCCUUGCGCUAUUGUUUGUUAUUACAUCCACGGGAUGGGUCAUUUUAGCAGUUAACAUGUUGUGAAUGGGAUCAUUUUGCUGUGGUCAUUCUUGCAUUUGAUUUAGAAAAGAUAAAGUAAACACAACAGAUUUGUAAAUUUUUGUUUUCCAAAUAUUACUUUUUUUUUCUUGUAAAAAUAUUAAAAUCCCAGCCUUCCUUCUGUUUUACAGUUGUACAAACAUCCUUUUUUAUUUAUAAAUAUUGUUCUAAAUGAGAUAUUGUAAUUCUUUGUAAAAACAUUUGACAAAAUGAUGUUGACUGUAGACUGUUUGAUGCUGCAAAGAUGUGGUGUAUGAGUGUGCGUUACCUUGUUAAAGAUUAAAGCGGUGUAAAUAAACGAUCUCUAUAAAUAA
This is a messenger RNA of Mya arenaria, 11660 nucleotides long. RefSeq lists its product as uncharacterized. The transcript has 32 exons. Lineage: Eukaryota; Metazoa; Mollusca; Bivalvia; Myida; Myidae. Bases 142 to 6969 code for a protein of 2275 amino acids. Gene Ontology annotation, biological process: COPII vesicle coat assembly; Golgi organization; autophagy. Gene Ontology annotation, cellular component: endoplasmic reticulum exit site; ER to Golgi transport vesicle membrane. The record is from RefSeq and is a predicted model, not a curated record.